AUGCCCCACGCACGCUUCCCGCAGCCCGACGCCUCCGACUUCUCCUCCUCCCUGCGCGCUCGCUCGCCGCAGAGUCCAGCCGCCACGGGCACCGCUGCCGCAGACUCGGCCCUCUUCUCGCCCCUCUCCUUUGACGCCAGCGUGGCGAUGAGCCAUCUCGACCUGCUCGGCAACAAGGGCUUUGCCGGCGAGGCCAGCCCUAGCUUCAGCUGGACGCCGCUGCUGCAGGCGCAUAGCGAGACGGCGGCGAAGUUGUGGGGCGCUGCUGCUGAGCCGCAGUACUCCAUCGACGGCCUGCACGUCGACGACCUCGUCUUUGACUCGCACAGCUCGUCGUCGGAGAGCAGCUACGGCGCCAACGCGCCUUCUGCCUCUGCCACCUUCGCGCCUCUGCCCGCGUGGAACUCUGCCGGCAACCUUGCCGCACUGGCCGGAGCCGACUCGGACGACGAAGACUCGCCCGACGCCGCUUGGCUCAAGGCCACUUCCGGCCGUUCGCUGCGCCGCACUCGUCGUGCUCCAGCUGGCAUGGCAGGCAUGCAGGUCUCGCCGCCUUCGCCCGGCGCCGCUUCGCUGCCCGGAGGCUCGGCAGCCGGUCUCUUUGAGGAGGCCACCUCGCCGCGUGCUCUGCGCUCCACCAUCAGUGCGCCGCAGCUGCAGCGCGCCACCACGCUGCCCGAGCCUGCCUCGACGCGCAGUCAGCUCGAGAACCUCUUCGAGGACGUGGCUUGGGAUGCUACAAACGAGCCUGUGGACACAGACCAGCAGCAGCAGAAUUUCUCGUCCAGCAGCAACGCAGGCGGAGCGGGCGGCUCCUCCUCGUCUGCGGCCCAGGGAAGUCUCGCUUCUGCCGCCUGUGCGCCGCAGCAGGGAGCGCUCUUCCAGCGUCGUGCCAUUACGCACGACGGCGAGAUGCCGCAGCCUGCGCCCGUCAACACUGCGCCUGCUCAAGGCUCGAUGUCGGCGCCGCAGAUGUGCCAGCCUCUGCCGUACCCUGGCCUGCAGCACUCUCGCAGCGCCACAUUCCCCCUCUCGCACACGUGGGCCAACCUCACGCCGGCGCAGCAAGACCGCGUAGCACAGCUGCAGCGCGUCUACACUGCUCAACACACGGCCGCACGUCUCGGCGUCUACUCCGACUUCGUCACGCCCUCGCAGCAGUUCACCGGCCAGGAGUCGAGUGAGCGCGCUGCGCGUGCGGUGCAGGCUGCGCUGCUGUACGGUAUGGAGGCACACGAGCCGACGACCAGCCCGGUGGGCCAGCGUCGCAACUCUAGCUCCGGCUUGAGCAGCGCAGGUCUGCCGACGCCCAUCACGCCCAUGCACCCGCUGGCGCCUGGUCCUGGCGCAAGCCCGUCGUUCAACUACGCGCCCAUGUUCGACGACUUUGCCCAGUCGGCUGGCGGCGCAGAGGUGCCGUUCAGCUACUCGACGAUGACGCUUGGUGCGCCGCGCAACAGCAUCAGCGGCGCCGCUCGUCGUCCCAGCAACGGCCUCGGCAACGCACUUGGUCUCUCUGCGCUGCCCGCUCAGCAACAGCAUGCCGUCGACGCCAGCGUCUAUGGCCACGUGUUUGGCAACCCUUCGCUUGCGCCUAUUGCGCUGCAGCAACAGCCGAUGCAGCGCCAACAGGGCAUUCACAAGGCGCCCAACUCGAUGAACUCGCUCGCUUCGCUGGCACCGCCUUCGCCGCCGCGCUCGCCGCAGAAGCAGAAGAGCACUCCCAACCUGCGCAGCCCGCCCACCGGCACGCCCACGAUCCGCAAGAUCGCCAGCAAUCGUCGUCUCGGUGCCUCUGCAGCUGAGCCGCCGAUGCCCGAGAUGCCCCAGCAGUACGCCUCUGGCUCUCGUGCGCGCAGCUCUACGACGAGCAGUGCUUCAGGAAGCAAGACUGCCCGUCGUCGCGCUGCGCCCGAGUACGCUCCGGAGCCGGAGAACCCUCGCCCCGGCAAGAUCAGCUUCGUCAACUACGGCAUUGAGGAUGCCGACGAGCUGUGCGCGGCAGUCGCUCCCAGUGGAAGCUACAAGAUUCCCCUCCGCGGUUACGGAUCGGGAUCGCCUGCUGCGGACGCGGGAUACGAGGGAUCGCCGGUGCGCGACUUUGGCUCGCAGGGCAUGACCGCCUCGACGAGCGCCGCCCGUCGCUCGGGCCCGCGCUGGGAGGAUCGUCGGGAUGGCUCCGUCUCGCUCGAUGCAAGUAGCCCGCUGGGAGACGAGAGCGCUCAACCGCGCGCCGUCAAGCGCCACAAGAGCUCGCCCAACAUGGCCACCGCUAUGGCUGCCGCUGCAACGAGCGGCGCACCGCCGAUGCCCUCGUCGCCUGCUUCGGCGGCAGCUCGCGCUCGCACGCCGAAGCGCAAGCCUUCGCGCGCUGCUCUUGCGCAGUGA
This is a messenger RNA of Tilletiopsis washingtonensis, 2388 nucleotides long. RefSeq lists its product as hypothetical. NCBI's taxonomy places the organism in Eukaryota, Fungi, Basidiomycota, Exobasidiomycetes, Entylomatales. The transcript is spliced from 2 exons. The record is from RefSeq and is a predicted model, not a curated record. The coding region runs from base 1 to 2388 and encodes 795 amino acids.